GCCUUCUUUUCCUUUGGUAGGCAAGUUCAGAAUGUCCACACGGGCCUUGACCUGACCGUGCCCCAGCACCAGGAGGUACGGGGUAAGAUGAUGUCCGGCCAUGUGGAGUACCAGAUCUUGGUGGUGACUCGGCUGGCUGCAUUCAAAUCAGCCAAGCACAGGCCUGAGGAUGUUGUCCAGUUCUUGGUCUCCAAAAAGUACAGCGAAAUUGAGGAGUUUUACCAGAAACUGAGCAGUCGUUAUCCAGAGGCUAACCUGCCACCACUGCCCAGAAAGGUGCUAUUUGUUGGGGAAUCUGACAUCCGGGAAAGGACAGCCAUGUUCAAUGACAUUCUGCGCUGCGUCUCAAAGGAUGCCCAGCUGGCAGGCAGCCCAGAGCUGCUAGAGUUCUUAGGCACCAGAUCCCCAGGGACUGGAGGUCUCGCCAGCAGAGAUUCCUCUGUUCUAGAUGACACAGCCAGUCAGCCAGGGGAUGAUGAGGAAGCUUUUGAUUUCUUCAAGCAGCAGGACCUAGUGGCAGGUGAGGGCCCACCCAUCCUGGCCCUUAAGGAGGCAGAAAAGUCCUUGGAAGAGGAGGAGGAAGAGGAGGAGGCACUGGAUCCAUUGGGCAUUAUGCGCUCCAAGAAGUCCAAGAAAGGCCCCCAGGUGACGGUGAAGCCCAAGCCCUCACCCCGGCUCACCAUCUUUGACGAGGAGGUGGACCCUGAUGAGGAACUCUUUGGCCCAAGCAGGAAACUGUCCCCUCAGAGCCCCUUGAAGAACACACCCCAGGACUUUUUCGGCAGACACAACGUCUUUGUAUGUGGUGCUGAGGAUCGAACCCAGGCUGCACACAUGCCAGCCCUGAAGCUGUUUGAUGACCCUGACCUUGGUGGGGCCGUCCCCCUGGGUGACCCCUUACUGCUGCCAGCCGCCUGUGAAAAUGGAGGGCCCACAUCAGGCCGGGGCCUCAGAUCUGCAUCUGAAGAGCUGUUCAGCAGCCUGCAGAGCACCUUGGGAAUCCCUGCUCACCGCAUGUGAGCCCUGCGUCCUCCCUUCACUCUAACAACAUCUGGUAAUGAAGAAUUCGCUUCUUGAGAGCAAGAGCCAUAUUUCUUUCAUUCUUCUUGUGUCUGCUGUGUUCCUACUCAGGCGUAAUUAGACUUUCUUAUAGAACAAAGCUCUCCAGCAGCCAUUCCCUCCCCACUUCAUCCCUUCAUUGAUGCUCUCACCCCUCCAUUCAUUUUGUCAGCAGCCUGAGCUUCAGCCAUCCCCAGGCAGCACAGGGUGGGACACGAGCAGGGUUUGGCACUGAGGAGUCUAUGUUCCUCCGGUUCUGCAGACACGUCAGGGCUGGCCUCUGGUUUUGAUCUUUAGCCAAGUUCUGUCCUCUUCAGGGACUUCAGGACUUCCUCACCCCACACUAAAAGACCCCACCAAAGCUGGGUCUGGAAGAGAGUGGGACUGAACCUCGUGUUAGUGAGACCUGUUCCUAAGUGUGUCUCGGGGAGCCCCCAUGGAAAUAGGGUGCUUGGAAAGAGGGAGCCUAAGCAGCCACUUGUAUCCCAAGAAUGACUACAGUACCUUUGUAUGGCCUCCCACUCACAGCCUCCCACCGCAGAGCAAAUCCAGCUUCAGACUAGUUCUAUAGCAGCUGCUUCCCCUGAAAUGUGACAUGGGCUUUUAACUGCUGCUUCGUUUUCCUAAAGACCCCUGUUUUAAUAUAAUUCAGUCACUCUCAGCUUUUGCUGGUUACCCUUGGCCUCCACUGGAGAAUGUAAAGGGAACCAGUGGCUGAUGCUGGGGAGCCAAGGAGGGGCUUUGGCUUGGAGGGAGCUGGGGCACAACUGAGCUAAACUUCCAGAAGCAGCCAGACCGUGACACCUCCCAAAAUCUCCCUGAACCCUGUGCAGCUGCUCUCUAUAGAGAGGCAUUAGUGGGUCCAUCUGGGUUUGGACCAGAAGGAUACUUUUUGUUCAUCUGGGGCAAGCUCAGAAUUACCUCCCAGAGGUCUCUGCCCAUUGCAGGAGUUCUCCCCCAGAAGCUCUGUGGAUGGCAGGUUCCUGGCCAGCAGCCCCUCUGGGGAUGCUGUGCCAGCCACCUCCACCCUCACACAGGCUCUGCCAGGCCAUGCAGUGCCAGAGAGUUCUGAUCAAGGCACCUCUGCUCUGCUCCUGCCCCUACCCAACCCAGCUGGUGUCUGAGCAGAUGAUACUCUUGGUUCUAUGGUUGGGAUAUGCUGCUCAGGGCAAGAAACCUCCGCUGUCGGCUGUCGGCUUCUGCCAAUUCGUUCCCACCUCCAGACCUUUGCUCUCUGCUACGCCCUUCUCCAGGAUUCCCCUCCCUAACUCCCCUCAUGCUGGGCCUGCCCUGCUCCCUUUCCUGGGAAGCUUUCCUCACCUGCUCUGGCCACGCACUUCCCAGCCUUCAGUGACAUCAGGAUGUUUGCAAUUGGUGAAUCCUGUUGGACUGGCUUUCAGGGUGCCCUGUGGAAGGAACCUAGGCAUUGCUCCUUUGUGCUUUGUGCUUGCUCUCUUCAGUGCCCAGUGAAUGUCGACUGGCACCUGCAGUAUUUUUUAAGAUUUAUAAAGCACUUUCCAUCUG
This is a messenger RNA of Ictidomys tridecemlineatus (thirteen-lined ground squirrel), 2583 nucleotides long. Lineage: Eukaryota; Metazoa; Chordata; Mammalia; Rodentia; Sciuridae. The record is from RefSeq and is a predicted model, not a curated record.